This is a messenger RNA of Cynara cardunculus var. scolymus (artichoke), 3300 nucleotides long. Its product is annotated as G patch domain-containing protein TGH. The coding region runs from base 128 to 2968 and encodes 946 amino acids. Gene Ontology annotation, biological process: mRNA processing. The record is from RefSeq and is a predicted model, not a curated record. Gene Ontology annotation, cellular component: nucleus. The transcript is spliced from 16 exons. Gene Ontology annotation, molecular function: RNA binding. NCBI's taxonomy places the organism in Eukaryota, Viridiplantae, Streptophyta, Magnoliopsida, Asterales, Asteraceae.
GUGAUCCCCAAACCCCAUUGAUGCUCCGUGACACAUACGAGUUGAAGAAGAGGCAAUUCCGAUAGACAGAAAGAGAUAUACAAUCAUCUGGCGUUUAUACUACAAGCAAUACAUACGUAGCUGAGGAAUGGAGGGUGAUGAAGAGGAUUUUGUGUUCUUCGGAACGCCAAUCGAGCGAGAAGAAGAUAUGACCAGCCGCAAGAAAAAAUCGAUUGCAGAAGCUUCUGGUCAGCUGCGAACCCUUGCUCCUUGGAAGCAAGAGGUAAGAGAUGAAGAAGGGAGAAGAAGAUUUCAUGGAGCAUUUAGUGGAGGGUUUUCUGCUGGUUACUUCAAUACUGUGGGCUCUAAAGAGGGAUGGACUCCACAAACUUUUACAUCAUCAAGGAAGAAAAGAGCCGAAAUUAAACAACAAGAUCUUUCAAACUUUUUGGAUGACGAUGAGAAAGCUGAAAUGGAAGGCAAUUCUUUGGGAACAUCUAUGCAGUUUGACACUUUUGGAUUUACUGCAGCAGAAAUAGCUAAGAAGCAGGCUGAGAAGGAACAAAAUGAGAGGCCAUCGGCUAUUCCUGGACCUGCACCUGAUGAAAUAAUUGUUCCAGCCACAGAUCCCAUUGGUGUCAGAUUGAUGCUGAAAAUGGGAUGGCGUCGUGGUCACUCGAUAAAAAGUUCAAGGACUAAUUCACUCUAUGAUGCUCGCAGAGAAGCUAGAAAAGCUUUUCUUGCUCUUUCUGAAGAUGCAAGCGCACCUGUUGUGGGUUCCGAGCAUGCUGAAGUUGAAGACAUGGAAACUGCUGCAUAUACUGAUAAUGUUAAUCAGUUCCACAAAAGUACUCCAGUUUAUGUGCUAAACCCAAAGCAGGAUAUGUACGGUUUAGGCUAUGAUCCAUUCAAAGGUGCUCCGGAAUUUAGGGUUUGUGUUGUAACCUCAGAAAAUAAAAGGUCACAUGAUUCGCAUCUACCUGGGAAUAGGGAGUCAGGGCACAAAAAGUUGCUGCCAAAGAAAGACGGCCUCUUCUCUUUCAAAUCAAGAAAUGUUGCGCCUGGUUUUGGUAUUGGAGCCCUUGAAGAGCUUGAUGCUGAAGAUGAGGAUGUGUACGCCUCAGGCUAUGAUUUUGAAGCUUUUGUUGAAGAAAUUGAGGAACCUUCAAGGUUGACCAUAGAGGAUAAAAAGAAGUCCAGUGUAAAGCAAGAUGGUAUUCUGCCUGGUUUUAAAGUUGCAACCAAUUCCGACUACCAGUUACAAAGAUUUGAUCCUCCAGUAGUUCCAAAGGAUUUUGUGCCGCAUCAUAAGUUCCCUGCUACACUUGAGGUCAAUCACAAAAUGGCUGAAGUUCCUCCGAAAGAGGUUCCUCUGCCUGUGGAUAAUAAUUUGAAGGUUUUAAUUGAGGGGGUUGCAACUCUGGUAGCUCGUUGUGGUCCAUUAUUUGAGGAACUAUCCAGAGAGAAAAACCAGUCCAAUGCACUAUUUGAUUUUCUUAAUGGUGGAAAUGGCCAUGAUUACUAUACAAGGAAGCUAUGGGAGGCAAGACAGAAGCAUAAUGACAAAACCAAGCCAUUAUUGAAUGAAAAAGUAGCUCCACCUGCACAGAAGAUGACAGCAGAGAGCCGUGGAAAUAUUUUAGGAGAGAAGCCUCUGAAGAAAAGUGCCAAAGAUGUGAAACCUGCUGUUCCAACCACUAAUACUGUUAAUAUUCAGUUCCAUCUAUCAGAUACGUUCAUUGAACCUGCAUCAUUUGUUGAGCCCACAGAAAUCACAAAACCAUUCCAACAUGACCCUGCAAAGCAAGAACGUUUUGAGCAAUACCUGAAGGAGAAAUAUCAUGGAGGUCUUCGUACUAAAGAUGCUGGGGGAUCAAGUAAAAUGUCUGAGGCUGCUCGUGCUCGAGAGAGAUUGGAGUUCGAGGCAGCUGCAGAGGCAGUAACACAAGGAAAAUGGGGAAAGGAAAGUAAGCCUUCUAAUCAACAGAUAUUGGGUGCAUCAGCUGGUCGAUUGCAGUUCACUUCCGGCGGAUCAGAGAAACCCGAAGUCAGUCGAGCUGAAGAAAUGAUGAAGAGUAUGUUCCCUAAGCGUGAAGAAUUCCAAUGGCGACCUGCAUCCAUUUUAUGCAAGCGCUUUGAUUUAAUUGAUCCUUAUAUGGGGAAGCCACCACCUCCUCCAAGAUCGAGGAGCAAGUUGGAUUCUCUUAUCUUUAUGCCAGACUAUGUUAAGGCUGCAACAGAAGAGGAAAGGGCCAUCUCAAAUAGCAUCUCAUCACCUGCUUCCCAAUUGGGUGAAAAAGAGGGAACAACUACCCUGGGUAUUGAAGAUAAGGUUGAGGUUGAAAAUGUCGAGAGACCAGUUGACCUCUAUAAGGCUAUAUUCUCUGAUGAUUCGGACGAUGAAGAGGGAGAUUCCAACGUCAACCAACCAGAAGACCCGACAAAGAAAAUAGAAGCUGCCAAUACAACUUUAAGUCGUUUAAUGGCCGGUGACUUUCUGGAAUCAUUGGGAAAAGAGCUUGGCCUCGAGGUCCCUCCUGAUCAACCGUACGUGGAGAACCAUCCCGAGCCACAUGCUUCUCAGAAGACAGUUCCGGAAAUCCAUCAAGAGGUACAUACACAGAAACGUGAAGCGAUCGAUUCCGAUGCCCAUAAAGACAUCAGCAGAAUAAAAGAGGGCGGCUCUAAAAAUGAAACCGUGGUAUUUAAUCAUGAAAUUACAGAAAAGGACAAAAAGGUUAAAAGGGUCGAAAAUUCUUCAGGGGAUGAGAGGAGUCAAAAACGAUCCAAGCGCUAUCGUCAUCGGAGUAGCAGUCCAGAUGGUAAUAGGGAUCGACACAGUUCACGACAUAAAGGGAGAAAGAAGGAACACAGAAAACACUCCAAGGAUCGGAAGCAUAGAAGUCACGGCUUAUCGAGCAGAUCUCGUCGUUCUGCAGAUAAAGAAUAUGGAGAUGGCAAAAGGGAGAAGAGGAAAUGGAGAGACUGAAGAAAUGAACCUAAGAAACAAGCGUCGUUUGCUAAUACAAAUCUCGAUCUCUGUUCUAAGCUCAGCCGAUUGGCGCAAAAGUUCACGAAAUUACUUUACGAUCUCCAAAACCGACACAAGUUUUCGAUUUUUAUAUCCACAUAGAAAUGUAAUAUCAUUGUAACUUGAAUAGUUAAGAGUUUUUAAAUUACAAGCUAUCUUAGGAGCAGGGUACCAAAAUGUGUUUCAAAGAAUUUCCAAAACAACCGUUUUACUUUUUGGAGUUGAAGUUAGGUUUGCAUGCAUUUUUUCCAGUGGGAUAUUGUUACGCUGCAUGUACCUAAAACAACAGA